AUCCCGAGUGAGUGUGUGUGUGCGAGAACACAGCAAGUGUGUGAGUCCCUCCCGCUCCGGCUCCUCCAAGCCGCGGCCGCCGCCGCCACCCUCGCCCGCAGCCUCCCGCAGCCUCCCUCGGCCACCGGUGCCCUGCUGGGGGGUGUCGCCUGGGUGGGUCCGCCUGGCCCCCAGGGGUCUCUCGAGCGUCUGCCAUCUGCCCGAGCAACAUGUGUAGCCACGUCCUCGCCUAGUCCAGGUGGCCGCAACCUUGGGGGAGAGACAGGGCAGGACAGGACCAAGGAAGAGGAAGGAGAGACGGAGCCAGGGACAGACAGGAGGUCCGGGCUGCCGCUGCUGCUGCCACCACCACUGCCGCCGCCCCGGGGCCUGCCCCCCGACAUCGGCUCUCUGAGCCCUCCUCGGAAUCUUGGGGUCACUGGACACCGGGUUCCGGUCCUGGCCCCCCCACCAUCCCCCCCACAGAACAGGGUCAUGAAAAGAGGCCGCCCGGCUGGGCCCGCAGGCGAUGCGCGGCGCCGGUGGCCCCCGCGGCCCUCGGGGCCCCGCUAAGAUGCUGCUGCUGCUGGCGCUGGCCUGCGCCAGCCCGUUCCCGGAGGAGGCGCCGGGGCCGGGCGGCGCCGGUGGGCUCGGCGGGGGCCCCGGCGGGGCGCGGCCGCUCAACGUGGCGCUCGUGUUCUCGGGGCCCGCGUACGCGGCCGAGGCGGCACGCCUGGGCCCGGCCGUGGCGGCGGCCGUGCGCAGCCCGGGCCUGGACGUGCGGCCUGUGGCGCUGGUGCUCAACGGCUCGGACCCGCGCAGCCUCGUGCUGCAGCUCUGCGACCUGCUGUCGGGGCUGCGCGUGCACGGCGUGGUCUUCGAGGACGACUCGCGCGCACCCGCCGUCGCGCCCAUCCUCGACUUCCUGUCGGCGCAGACCUCGCUGCCCAUCGUGGCCGUGCACGGCGGCGCCGCGCUCGUGCUCACGCCCAAGGAGAAGGGCUCCACCUUCCUGCAGCUGGGCUCCUCCACCGAGCAACAGCUUCAGGUCAUCUUUGAGGUGCUGGAGGAAUACGACUGGACGUCCUUUGUAGCCGUGACCACGCGUGCCCCUGGCCACCGGGCCUUCCUGUCCUACAUCGAGGUGCUGACUGACGGCAGUCUGGUGGGCUGGGAGCACCGCGGAGCGCUGACGUUGGACCCUGGGGCGGGCGAGGCGGUGCUCAGUGCCCAGCUCCGCAGUGUCAGCGCUCAGAUCCGCCUGCUCUUCUGCGCCCGAGAGGAGGCCGAGCCCGUGUUCCGCGCAGCUGAGGAGGCUGGCCUCACUGGGUCUGGCUACGUCUGGUUCAUGGUGGGGCCCCAGCUGGCUGGAGGCGGGGGCUCUGGGGCCCCUGGUGAGCCCCCUCUUCUGCCAGGAGGCGCCCCCCUUCCUGCCGGACUGUUUGCAGUGCGCUCGGCUGGCUGGCGGGAUGACCUGGCUCGGCGAGUGGCAGCUGGCGUGGCCGUAGUGGCCAGAGGUGCCCAGGCCCUGCUGCGUGAUUAUGGUUUCCUUCCUGAGCUCGGCCACGACUGUCGCGCCCAGAACCGCACCCACCGCGGCGAGAGUCUGCAUAGGUACUUCAUGAACAUCACGUGGGAUAACCGGGAUUACUCCUUCAAUGAGGAUGGCUUCCUAGUAAACCCCUCCCUGGUGGUCAUCUCCCUCACCAGAGACAGGACGUGGGAGGUGGUGGGCAGCUGGGAACAGCAGACGCUCCGCCUCAAGUACCCGCUGUGGUCCCGCUAUGGUCGCUUCCUGCAGCCAGUGGACGACACGCAGCAUCUCACGGUGGCCACGCUGGAGGAGAGGCCGUUUGUCAUCGUGGAGCCUGCAGACCCCAUCAGUGGCACCUGCAUCCGAGACUCCGUCCCCUGCCGGAGCCAGCUCAACCGAACCCACAGCCCUCCGCCGGAUGCCCCCCGCCCGGAAAAGCGCUGCUGUAAGGGUUUCUGCAUCGACAUUCUGAAGCGGCUGGCGCACACCAUCGGCUUCAGCUACGACCUCUACCUGGUCACCAACGGCAAGCACGGAAAGAAGAUCGAUGGCGUCUGGAACGGCAUGAUCGGGGAGGUGUUCUACCAGCGCGCAGACAUGGCCAUCGGCUCCCUUACCAUCAACGAGGAGCGCUCCGAGAUCGUGGACUUCUCCGUCCCCUUCGUGGAGACCGGCAUCAGCGUCAUGGUGGCGCGCAGCAAUGGCACGGUGUCCCCCUCGGCCUUCCUCGAGCCCUACAGCCCUGCUGUGUGGGUGAUGAUGUUCGUCAUGUGCCUCACUGUGGUCGCCGUCACUGUUUUCAUCUUCGAGUACCUCAGUCCUGUUGGCUACAACCGUAGCCUGGCCACGGGCAAGCGCCCUGGCGGCUCAACCUUCACCAUUGGGAAAUCCAUCUGGCUGCUUUGGGCCCUGGUGUUCAAUAAUUCAGUGCCCGUGGAGAACCCCCGGGGAACCACCAGCAAAAUCAUGGUGCUGGUGUGGGCCUUCUUCGCCGUCAUCUUCCUCGCCAGCUACACAGCCAACCUGGCCGCCUUCAUGAUCCAGGAGGAGUACGUGGAUACCGUGUCCGGGCUCAGUGAUCGCAAGUUCCAGAGGCCCCAGGAGCAGUACCCGCCCCUGAAGUUUGGGACCGUGCCCAACGGGUCCACGGAGAAGAACAUCCGCAGCAACUAUCCCGAUAUGCACAGCUACAUGAUGCGCUACAACCAGCCCCGCGUAGAGGAAGCGCUCACUCAGCUCAAGGCAGGGAAGCUGGAUGCCUUCAUCUACGACGCUGCGGUGCUCAACUACAUGGCCCGCAAGGAUGAGGGCUGCAAGCUUGUCACCAUCGGCUCCGGCAAGGUCUUCGCCACGACAGGCUAUGGCAUCGCCCUGCACAAGGGCUCCCGCUGGAAGCGGCCCAUCGACCUGGCGCUGCUGCAGUUCCUGGGGGAUGAUGAGAUCGAGAUGCUGGAGCGGCUGUGGCUCUCCGGGAUCUGCCACAAUGACAAAAUCGAGGUGAUGAGCAGCAAGCUGGACAUCGACAACAUGGCGGGCGUCUUCUACAUGCUCCUGGUGGCCAUGGGCCUGUCCCUGCUGGUCUUCGCCUGGGAGCACCUGGUGUACUGGCGCCUGAGGCACUGCCUGGGGCCCACCCACCGCAUGGACUUCCUGCUGGCCUUCUCCAGGGGCAUGUACAGCUGCUGCAGCGCCGAGGCCGCCCCGCCGCCCGCCAAGCCCCCGCCGCCGCCGCAGCCCCUGCCCAGCCCCGCGUACCCCGCGCCGCGGCCGGCGCCCGGGCCUGCACCUUUCGUGCCCCGCGAGCGCGCCGCAGUGGACCGCUGGCGCCGGACCAAGGGCGCGGGGCCGCCGGGGGGCGUGGGCCUGGCCGACGGCUUCCACCGCUACUACGGCCCCAUCGAGCCGCAGGGCCUGGGCCUGGGCCUGGGCGAGGCGCGUGCGGCACCGCGGGGCGCAGCCGGGCGCCCGCUGUCCCCGCCGGCCGCUCAGCCCCCGCAGAAGCCGCCGCCCUCCUACUUCGCCAUCGUACGCGACAAGGAGCCGGCCGAGCCCCCCGCCGGCGCCUUCCCCGGCUUCCCGUCGCCGCCCGCGCCCCCCGCCGCCGCGGCCCCCGCCGUCGGGCCGCCACUCUGCCGCCUGGCCUUCGAGGACGAGAGCCCGCCGGCGCCCGCGCGGUGGCCGCGCUCGGACCCCGAGAGCCAACCCCUGCUGGGACCGGGCGCGGGCGGCGCGGGAGGCGCGGGAGGCGCGGGCGGAGGAGCCCCGGCCGCUCCACCCCCGUGCCGGGCCGCGCCGCCCCCCUGCCCUUACCUCGACCUCGAGCCGUCGCCGUCGGACUCGGAGGACUCGGAGAGCCUGGGCGGCGCGUCGCUGGGCGGCCUGGAGCCCUGGUGGUUCGCCGACUUCCCCUACCCCUACGCCGAGCGCCUCGGGCCGCCGCCCGGCCGCUACUGGUCGGUCGACAAGCUCGGGGGCUGGCGCGCCGGGAGCUGGGACUACCUGCCCCCGCGCAGCGGUCCGGCCGCCUGGCACUGUCGCCACUGCGCCAGCCUGGAGCUGCUGCCGCCGCCGCGCCAUCUCAGCUGCUCGCACGAUGGCCUGGACGGCGGCUGGUGGGCGCCGCCGCCUCCUCCCUGGGCCGCCGGGCCUCCGCCCCGACGCCGUGCCCGCUGCGGGUGCCCGCGGUCACACCCGCACCGCCCGCGGGCCUCUCACCGCACGCCCGCCGCUGCCGCGCCCCACCACCACCGGCACCGGCGCGCCGCUGGGGGCUGGGACCUCCCGCCGCCCGCGCCCACCUCGCGCUCGCUUGAGGACCUCAGCUCGUGCCCUCGCGCCGCCCCUGCGCGCAGGCUUACCGGGCCCUCCCGCCACGCUCGCAGGUGCCCGCACGCCGCGCACUGGGGGCCGCCGCUGCCCACAGCUUCCCACCGGAGACACCGGGGCGGGGACCUGGGCACCCGCAGGGGCUCUGCACACUUCUCCAGCCUCGAGUCCGAGGUAUGACGCGGCCCCGGGGGCCCCACCGCCCCCUUGGUCAGCGCAGGCCACGGCCCGAGGGGGCGCCCGCAGUGGACAGGACCCGCGUGGGUUGGGAAGGAAAGCAGUGGAACUGGCUGGACCCCGCCUGGAGCAGCGUCCUGCGCCCCCUGGUUCCGGAAGAACCGCAAGCUGGAGAGGAUUUGGUCCCCCCAAUUAUCACCCAGGCUGAGAGCGAGGGGGCGGGGGCCUUGGAGCCCACCGGACUUUUUUUUAAACCCGACAAGGGCUUUUUAACGUCACCAGAUGGGGCGGGAGGUGGGGGGGUCACGCCACUCCCGCGUCCCACCUCCACGCCCGGGGCCGUGGCCCCCACAUCACUGUGCAGCUCCCCGGCCCCAGCCACGCCUCCGGGGAAGCCCGUUUUUAACCUUUCAUUCAUUGGGACUCCAAACUGUGAGACGCGUUCGCCAAACUGUGACCCCAGACCUUGGCCCCGCCACACAGAAACCCCUGACCCAGACUGUGACAUCCGACUCCUAAAAUGGUCAUCCGACUCCAGACUGUGACCCCUGACCCCAAACUGUGACCCGAACCCCAGACUGUGCCCCGACCAGACUGUGACCCUUGACAUCAAACCGUGACACCCCCUCCUCCUCUUCCACCCUCGGUCGCUUUUCCCUACUCUGACCUAGGACACGUCCCCAACGGAAGCCCCGCCUUCCCUUGCACCACGAUGAACCCAACCUCCCUGAAGCCAAAACUUCCCACCCUGCCGCACCUCCCGACACCCCACUUGUCACCAACCACAUCCUCUCCAAAUCCAACCCUUAUUUGCGACCCUUCAGUGAUGACCCAGCAGACCUCCAAAAAACCUCCUCUUCCCAGAUCUCCAGCCGGGUCUGGGGCUGGGUUGCGGAGGGGAGGGUCUGGGAGUCCACACUUCUCCACCAACCUCCCUUCCCACUCUCUUAUUCCACAUUGCAGUGUUUGGAAUAAACCAUGUUUUUAUGCCUCCUCA
Messenger RNA from Chlorocebus sabaeus (green monkey), 5513 nucleotides. RefSeq names its product glutamate ionotropic receptor NMDA type subunit 2D (gene GRIN2D). The record is from RefSeq and is a predicted model, not a curated record. Gene Ontology annotation, biological process: monoatomic ion transport. Lineage: Eukaryota; Metazoa; Chordata; Mammalia; Primates; Cercopithecidae. Gene Ontology annotation, molecular function: ligand-gated monoatomic ion channel activity; signaling receptor activity. Gene Ontology annotation, cellular component: membrane.